Fusarium poae is the source of this 1215-nucleotide messenger RNA. RefSeq lists its product as uncharacterized. NCBI's taxonomy places the organism in Eukaryota, Fungi, Ascomycota, Sordariomycetes, Hypocreales, Nectriaceae. The coding region runs from base 1 to 1215 and encodes 404 amino acids. The transcript has a single exon. The record is from RefSeq and is a predicted model, not a curated record.
AUGGGAAGAACUGAACCUUCUAUCGGUCGACCACCUGCGGCGUUCCGCAAAGACGUACGCUCUAAAAAGGCCAAGGCGACGAUCAACAAGGUCAUCCCGAGUCUUUUACCGGGAAAUCCCCGCGCUCAGCAAGGAAUCAAUGCAGCCGAAUUGAUUGCUUUCCAGGAUGCUCAAGCUCUUGGUACGCAGUUUGGAAAAGACAAUAGAGAUAUUGACCAGUCAACAAAGAAAGGCAAAUCUGGUCGCCAUUCACCAAACUCCAAGUCUAAUGAUCAACCAAGUUCACCAGUCAUGGAUGCCCAGCCACCAAGAAUCUCGCUUCGAGAGGUUGACACACUCACAGCUGCCAAAGACCUCAUUGAAAUUGAAACCCCGUCAGGAACAAAGGUUGAUCUCAAGAACGAUCGCGCUCGCGUGGCUAUUCUCAACAUGGGGUCUCCUCUGUCUCCGGGUGGUGGAUUUCUCAACGGCGCAAAUAGUCAAGAAGAGUCACUUUGCAUGCGCACGACGUUAUACCCUUCCUUCAAAGAUGAAUGGUACCGUAUACCAGAUCUGGCUUCCAUCUACACUCCCAACGUGUUGGUCUUCAGAGACGAAGAAGGCGAAGAUCUGGAUAAGAAGGAUCGAUUCUACGUGGAUUGCAUCACUGCCGCCAUGAUUCGCACACCUGAAUAUGACAUGGACAGCGAGGGAGUGGCAACGUAUGCCAACAAAAAGGAUCGCGAGUUAGCUCAGAACAAAAUGAAAGCAGUCAUGCGAGUGGCUUUAAUGAAGAAGACUAAGCGCUUAGUUCUUGGGGCUUGGGGUUGUGGUGCACACGGCAAUCCAGUCGGCGAAAUCGCACGGCUAUGGAAAGCCGUCCUUAUGCCGAAACACGACAAGUCAAAAGGUACCAAGGAGCGAUGGGAACAACUUGACGAAGUCGUGUUUGCAAUCAAGGAUCAUAACAUGGCUCACGCGUUUGCAGAGGCCUUUGGUGAAGGUCUUGACAGGCUGGACGACGGCGAAGAGGAAGAAGUAGAAGAGGAAGAGGUUGAUAUGGAUGAUGUUAGAAGGAAGGAAUUGUUGGGUAAGAUUGCAGAAUUGGAAAAGCGCAUUGAAACCGUGGUGAACCCAAACGUCAAGGCAGGCCUGCAAAGUAUCCUUGUUGGACUCGGGAAACAGAUUCCCGCGGAUGAGGGGUGUUCGACGCAUAGUGAUAAGGAGGAUUCAUGA